GCGUCCUGGAGCUACCUGCAUUACAAAAAGCCGCCCCCAGAACUGCGAUACGACUCCAGCUCGUCUCCGUUCCAAACCCCAAAAGCAUGCUGACAAGGCUGCCGGUCGCGCUCUCGAGGCUGCCUCGGCACUGCACCGCCCCCCUCGCCUGCCCUUUAGCACGAGGUGCUAAUAGCAUACGUGGUCGUACGCCGGUUCGGGUAGAAGCGAUGUCAACCGCCGUGCACCUCAACGUCCAGGGGCCCGACGCGGCCAAGCUUAUUGAGCUGGCCAGCUGCGCGGGCGCAUGCAACAAGGACACGCCCAAGGUGGAGCCGGCUGACCUGGCGAGCUACAUGCGCAGCCUGCCGGCCUGGCGUCUCAACGCCGACAGCACCGCCAUCAGCCGCAGCUUCGUGGCCAAGAACUUCAUGGCGGCCAUUGCGUUCUUCAACAAGGUGGCGGAGGUGGCGGAGGCGCAAGGACACCACCCCGACCUGCAUCUGCGCAACUUCAGAGAGGUGGAGGUGGUGGUGUCCACCCACGCGGUGGGCGGCAUCACGCUGCCGGACCUGGCCCUGGCAGCCAUGAUAGACGGCAUUGAGGUUGACUACAGCCCCAAGUGGGCGAAGGCGGAGGUGGAGAGGAUGGCCGCUGCUGGAGCGGACGGCGGCUCCAGCUGAGUGCUCCGACGACUGCGUUAGCCAUUAAGCUGGCGACCAUGGCAAGUGCCACUAUGCGGCGACCGCCGCUGCUGAAGCCAGGGCUUUAUUUGACCUGUGUCGAUACCGUUAGCCUGGGCGGGGUGAGAGGUGCCGGUAGCAUGUGCUGGCGCAUCUUUUGGAGCGAUUAGGUUCCGGGAAGGCUGGGAUGCUGGCUACGCCUGAACUUUGGGAGGGUUGGGGCAGGAUGCGCAAUGGAAUGGUACACGCGACGAGGGGGCUGCGUAGGGACACGCGCUGGCACGCCAGCGGUGUAUGGGGAGAGGGCCCCGUCCUGCCAUUCAGGGAGUCCGGUUGCAAGCCCACGCGGAGAGCAUUUAGCGGUGAGUUGUGGUUGACUGCAAAGCAUACAAUGUGGCCACACGUUUGCUGAACAGAACUUGGGCGGCCAAGGUCGUAGGGCAAGGCGUUGUUAAUGGAUCGGGUGUGUAUGUUGGUUAUCUGUCGUAUUGCUGCGCGCUGCACCGCACACUUAUUUCUCGUGGAUGCGGUGUCAGGCGUUGCUGGGCACCAGGACGCAGCCUAGUUGCAGCAGAGAAGGCAUGCAUGAAGAUUGAAUAGGCAGUAUAUCAUAGGCUACGUAGAAACGCGCACACCUGCGGUACGGGCAGCGCCAGGGGAGCUCGCCAGCACUGCUGUACGGUAGCUGGGCUUGGUUGCCCACAUUUGUGGUCUGUGUGCGAUGGGACAGGGCAAGGGGCAGGGUGGCAUAGUCCCGAUAAUGUGGAGCGCAUUCCCAGACCCCAACAAUAUUUUGCAACGUCAAGGCAGCAGUGCGCGGCUGGUGUAACGCUUGAGUUACUGUACCGCCGCGACGCCGCUGACUUACUGGCAGGCUGGUAGUUUGCGGAUGCGCGUUCCUCACGCUCCGGGCGCCCGGCCAGGCGAUAGCAUCAGACAAACACGCACCGCAAAGCCCCACACGUGAAGUGGAGUUACAGCGCACCUGCAAUCCUGCAGGCACGUGAUGCACGUUGUCUGUGGUUGUGGUUCAGGUUGCUGGCCCGUCAACACAUCAAGCUUUA
Messenger RNA from Chlamydomonas reinhardtii, 1726 nucleotides. RefSeq lists its product as uncharacterized. The coding region runs from base 210 to 662 and encodes 150 amino acids. Gene Ontology annotation, biological process: tetrahydrobiopterin biosynthetic process. Gene Ontology annotation, molecular function: 4-alpha-hydroxytetrahydrobiopterin dehydratase activity. The transcript has 5 exons. The record is from RefSeq and is a predicted model, not a curated record. NCBI's taxonomy places the organism in Eukaryota, Viridiplantae, Chlorophyta, Chlorophyceae, Chlamydomonadales, Chlamydomonadaceae.